UGAAGAAGAAUGGCUCCUGGAAAUGGCUCUUUUGUGAAUGAAUUCAUUCUGAUGGGGCUAACAGAUUGGCCAGACCUCCAACUUCCUCUCUUCUUUCUAUUUCUGGGAAUGUAUAUGGUCACUGUGUUGGGAAACCUGAGUUUGAUAACUCUAAUUGGCCUGAAUUCACACCUUCACACCCCCAUGUACUUUUUCCUCUUAAACUUGUCCUUCAUUGACCUCUGUUACUCUUCUGUGUUUACACCCAAAAUGCUGAUGAACUUUGUAUUAGAGAAGAAUGUUAUCUCUUACAUAGGAUGCAUGACCCAACUCUACUUUUACUGUUUUUUUGUAAUUUCUGAAUGCUAUGUGUUGAUGUCAAUGGCCUAUGAUCGCUACGUAGCCAUCUGCAACCCACUUUUGUACAACACAGCCAUGUCCACUAAGGUGUGCUCCAACCUCAUGCUUGGUUCAUACUUGAUGGCAUUUUCUGGUGCCACGGCCCACACUGGAUGCAUGCUGAGACUGACCUUCUGUGAUGCGAACACCAUCAACCACUAUUUCUGCGACAUCCUCCCUGUGAUGCAGCUCUCCUGCACCAGCACCUCUGUUAAUGAGUUGGAGGUUUUCAUUGUGGCGGGCAUCAACAUCACUGUGCCCAGUCUCACCAUCAUUAUUUCCUAUGGCUUCAUCAUUUCCAGCAUCCUCCACAUAAGCUCCACAGAGGGCAGGUCCAAAGCCUUCAGCACCUGCAGUCCCCACAUAAUUGCUGUUUCUCUGUUCUUUGGAUCAGGUGCAUUUAUGUAUCUGAAACCAUCUUCUGCUGGGUCGAUGGAUGAAGGCAAAAUCUCCUCUGUCUUUUACACCAAUGUGGUUCCCAUGAUGAAUCCUUUGAUCUACAGCUUGAGGAACAAAGAUGUUAAAGUUGCCCUGAAGAAAACCCUGAGCAGGAGAAAGUUGUGA
This is a messenger RNA of Sciurus carolinensis (gray squirrel), 942 nucleotides long. Its product is annotated as olfactory receptor 8B3-like. Gene Ontology annotation, cellular component: membrane. The transcript has a single exon. Gene Ontology annotation, biological process: sensory perception of smell; G protein-coupled receptor signaling pathway. NCBI's taxonomy places the organism in Eukaryota, Metazoa, Chordata, Mammalia, Rodentia, Sciuridae. The record is from RefSeq and is a predicted model, not a curated record. The coding region runs from base 10 to 942 and encodes 310 amino acids. Gene Ontology annotation, molecular function: odorant binding; G protein-coupled receptor activity; olfactory receptor activity.